Manihot esculenta (cassava) is the source of this 1167-nucleotide messenger RNA. RefSeq names its product auxin-induced protein 15A-like. Lineage: Eukaryota; Viridiplantae; Streptophyta; Magnoliopsida; Malpighiales; Euphorbiaceae. The record is from RefSeq and is a predicted model, not a curated record. Gene Ontology annotation, biological process: response to auxin. The transcript has a single exon. Bases 589 to 957 code for a protein of 122 amino acids.
UAAUAAUUAGUAGAGCAGAAAUAUAUUAAUUUGAUUUUUUGGGAAGCAAGUAAUUUAGAGAGUGGUUGAAUAAAAGAAGAUGCACAAAAAUGAUGGUAAUAUUAAUGAGUUCCAAGUAAUAUUGUUAAAGAUGUAUGAGUUGAGUCUUACAGAAUAAUACUAAUAAUAUAAAGGAAAGGAAAGGAAAGGAAAGGAAAUGACCUGACCUUGCGGUGCUACUUACAAGGGAAAAUACAAGAUCACACCGCCCCCUACCAAGACGCGCUUCUUAGCUGUAAUCAUUGACUCUCUCUAUUUGGCUUUCACAUUUUUAAGAGUUUCCUCCUCCUUCUCCCUCAUUCAAAAUAUGCUCCUUUAUAUUGCUGACUCACACAUUUCUCUUUUAUUCGGAAUUUCUUAUAUUAAUUAAUUUUUUUAUCUUCAGGGAAUAUUGAAAUUUUAACUUGUAAUUGUUUAAUGCAUCCUUGACCUCCAUUAUUUAUUCAUUAUUUUUUUUAUAUGUGGAACCAUGGCCACGCAUUUUAAACACAUGUAUAUAGUCAUUGAUUGAGAUGCAAAUACAACCAAAUCAAAUACUUGAGAAAGAAAAUGAGUUCAAUCGUAAGAAAGCUAUGGGGCUGUGGAGCGAGGAGCCUCCAUCAGAGAUCAGCAGAUGUCCCAGAAGGCUACAUUAGAGUUUACGUUGGGAAAGACAUCCACUUGCAAUGUAAGUUUCAGAUGGAAGCUAAUUAUCUGAAUCAUCCUCUGUUUGAAGACCUACUUCGUGUCUCCCAGGAAGAGUUCGGCUACUCCUACGAUGGAGCACUCAGGAUUGCCUGCGACAUCCAGCUUUUCCACUACCUUAUGCACCUGCUUAAGACCAGUAAUCCCUCUGCUCAUUACAUGCAACUUCCUGAUCUCAUUUCAAGUUUUCAUAAGUCUACUCAACACCUUCUUUCUCAUCAUCCUACACAUUGAUGUGGGAUACAGACAUUAAUUAGUAGUUACUCUAAAUUCAUACAAUCCAAAUACUCAUGCAUGUAAAACUCCUCAAGGAGAUGCAUCCAAUCCAAACUGUCUGAAAAUAUAGCUCAAGGCUUUGUCUUUCCUCCUCUUUGACUUUUUGUACAUCUAAAAGCAUGAAAAAUGUAAAAAAUAAUUAAAAUAUAUCAGAAAAUUCUGUACCCA